GGGUGACAUAUGAGCGUUAACCCAAAUAUUUCCUUUAAAAACAGUGAAGACAACGAAACUUCAGUAAACAUUGAUGUUAAUAAUUCUAUUUCGUUUUCUAAACAUCUACAAAAUGUGUUCAAUUUAAAAUUAUAGAGUGUAAUUGUGUUCAUUAAAUAUUAACAGUUUUUUGAUAAUUUUUAUAUCUACAUUAAAAUAUUUGCAUCUGACUGACCUAUAAACAAGCAAAUAGGAAGUUGAAAUUAAUAUCGAUGUAACUAGUCAUCACGAAACUUCUAUUUUGAUCGAUGACCGUUAAGAUGAACCUCGAUGUAAAAUCAGACAUAGCAUGGUGCGCCAAACCGAUCAUCGGUCAACAGACAAUCGGAACGCACGGAUUUAUGCCUGCCGUGUUUUGAGAAAUUCAUCCAGUUGGCAGCGUCCCAACGUCGACGUCGUAUGUCGCCGUCGACCGGCUAGAGUUGGGAAACUUAUUCCUUAUAGUUGCGUUUUGUCAACAAUGUUGAUUUGAAAUAAAGAUCCAAAUCAUUUUAGAACAACGAAUAACUAACCACGGUCACCUCGAGGACUUCCAAAACUUACUAAAUGUGUAAAAUAUCGUAUAUUCGAAACUGGUAAAAAGUAACAGUUAGCACCGUAGCGUCUUAUCUUUACAUCGAGCAGGUUAUGACGGCGCGAGAAGUCGUGCUGGAAGGUGGUGCUCCGUGGGGUUUUCGCAUGCACGGUGGAGUUGAACAUAAUCAGCCGUUGAGAAUUUCUAGGGUCAACCCGGGAAGUAAAGCCGCACUAAAAGGAAUUAGAGAAGGAGAUUUGAUCUCGUCAAUUAACGGACAAUCCACGAAAUACGUAACGAAUUCAGAAGCCCACGGAUUUUUGAAAAAUGCAGGAGAAAUACUCAAAUUAGGAUUGAAUGAAGACCCAUGCGGAUCACCAAAAAGAAGACAGUAUAGAACCGUACAUCAAGAAACAUUAGAAGAAACCGUGAAAAGAUCCAGUUUGACGACAUACUCAGUUUCUAGAACACCCGAAGCUACUAAUUCACCAACUGAAUCUUCUCACAAAACAGGACAAUCUUACUUAGAUGACUCCACCAUCAUACCACACAGCGACUUAUUAGUGACAAAAAAAUCGACUUCUUCAAGUUCAUCAUCACCAACUCUAACAAAAGAAGAUCUGAAGUACACAUCGUCAGAUCAUGCACUAGCUUCACAAAGAUCUUCAUAUACAAACUGUACCAUAAGUCCGUCCAGUCCAUCUGUAUUAUCCGAAGACGGCAAAUGUAGCUGUAUCCCGAGCCAAGACAACAUAGACAAACAAAACUUAGAUACUAACAUGGAUAGUCACGUUAAUUCAAAGUCGAAAAGACGAAGACAAAGGCGAAAAAAUAAUCGUAAACAGACAGAAUCUCUUGAAAAAAAUAAGCAAAAUUGUACAAUUAGUGAAACCACCGAAUCUGAAAGUAAUCAGAUAAAAAAUGUUGUUCAACAAGAUUAUAUCGUUCAAUCACCUGUUGAACUUACCGAAAAUAAAACAAAUACAAUUAAUAGUAACCCAAAACCAAUAAAAAGUAGAAGUUUAGACGAUGACGACAUGGUUAAAAUACAAGAAGUAUCUGAAGUUAGCGAAAAUGAAGAUAAAGAUACCCAAGCAGUAGUAUCAGAAGCAUCUGAAAGUGAAGUCGAAUGGGAAGAAAUAUCCGAUUUAAAUACUGAUCCGCCUAUUCACGGUUCUCUAAGUAGUUCUACAAUACCUUUGGAAGUUUGUAGUAGCGAACAAGUAACGCUCAUGUCUCCCGAAGAAGAAAAAAAUCUCAGAGAUUUCCUCGAAGGUCUAAAUUUGAUAAACGGUCCUCUAGAAGCAGCAAAUCAAGUUAUAGAUAAAAAAUCGAUAGAUUCUUUAAAACAACGAAAAGCCAAAAAGAAAGCUGAACUACAAGAAUAUUUUCUACCAAUUUAUCAAAAUCCGCGAUAUCUCGAUGUGAUUAGCGAAGAAUCUAGCGAUCGUGACAGUGAUAAAGAGCAAAAUAAUAAAACUCACAUCCUAAGAAAAGGUACUCCAGAACAAGAUACACCUGUUCUACCUCCAAAAGUCCCACCACGAUUAAAUAGAGAGAGAAAGAAAUAUCUACCUCCAAUAGAACAAGCACCUGCAGUAUUAGUUGAUACCAAAUUGGUAACUAUACCUGCAGCAACAGAAUCGGUUUGCAGCACUUCAUUUAAAACUGAAGAAAAAGCAACUGCUGAAGAAGUUGAAAUUGUAUAUUUGACUUCAUCCGAAACAGAUUCUACAGAGGAAAUUGAUAGUGCCAGUAGUGAUAGUUACGUAAUCGGAUCUGAUGAUAAUAGUAGCGUUGAAGAUUUAAGUGAAAAGACUAUAAUAAAUGAAGAAACUGAUCAGAAACUCGAGUGUAUUCAUUACACCGAUAACGUAGAAAUAAAAGAAAAUAAAGAAAUAAAUUCACCAAACGAAAGAUUAGAAACUCGAUCAUCUUCACAUUGUCAAUUUAUCUUGAAAAGCAACAAAACUUUCAACGAUAACAAUGAAUCUUCUAUAACUAUCGAUUUAUCAUCACAACUUACACCACCACCGACACCAGAUAACGUAUCUCCAAAAGUUACCAAAAAUAUUAUUCCGAUACAUAUAACUGAUAUAACAAGGAAGGAGGAAUCCUCGGAAUUAUUACAAGAGAAACACCAUUCGUCCUUUCCCGAUGAAAAUACUAUCUAUACCAAUAGUAUAACCCCACCACCACCAUCUAGAUCAAGUUCUUCUUCUAGAAGCGGUAGUUCAAGUAGAGAAAGCUCCCAAUGUACAGCUAAAUAUAAUCCAUCAAAUUCUUCAAUAACAGAUGUAAUUUCAUUAUCUAAAAAUGAAGAAAAACAAUACUACCAAGCUCUAACACUCAGAGAAAUAUGUUUGAAAGUCCUGUUAGCAUUACCGUUUGGAAAAGAAGUACUGGAAGAACUAGCUGACGUCUCUAAAUACAUAGAAUCCUAUACCAAAUCCUUACCCAGUUAUGUCUUACCUAAAUUAGCUCCUAACUUAGCACAGUGUGAUGAUAAAAAACAAACAAACAAUAAUAUUUUUUCUUAUAACCUUUCAGUCCAUUUACCUCCCAAAAAAUUACCAGAAGAUAUAAUCAACGUCGAAGAUAUUAUUAUAAAAAACGAUAAAGAAGUUGAUAGAGAUAAAUCGCAGAAAAUAGAAAGGAUAAUACCGAUAGAACAACAAUGUAUAAAAAGUACUGAGGUGAAAUGUAGUAAAGAAAUUAUUAUUCCAAUUGAUAUUAUUAAUAGUGAUAAGUUUUGUGAAAAAAUAGAACCUAAAGAAAGAAUAAUACCGAUUCAACAAGAAAUAAGUAGGGAACAGGAAAGCGGAAAUAAAAUGAGUGGAAAAGAAAUGUAUAUGAAGAAAUUUAGUGAGGAAAUUAAUAUUUCAAGUGAAAUUAUUGUUGAUGAUGAAUUAAUUAAAAAAGGAGAUACCAAAGAAAGGAUAAUACCAAUAAAAAAAGUUGGCGAAGAAAACGAAAGUAGAACAGCUGAAGAAGCCGUGAAUAAACAAGAGGUCAAUAUGAAAAAAUCUAUUAAAGAGAUUAAUAUUCCAAUUAAAAUUAUUAACGGCGAUAAAUCUAAUAACAAAGAAGGUACUAAAGAAAGAAUAAUACCAAUUCAACAAGAAAUCGAUUGGGAAAGCGGAAGGAAUAAAGAAAAUAAAGGGAGUCGAAAAGCAAUCAAUAUACCAAUUAUCAAAGAUUGGGUCGGCAUACCAACUGAGAACGAUCCUUCUUUGCUACUUUGCGUAUCGCCUAAACAAAAAGAUGUUUUAAAUAAAACUAAACAAAUAUCAAACGAAGCUGGAAAGCUAUUAGAACUCCACGAAAAAUUCGUAAACAGAAUAAAUUCUCGUGAAGAAGAAAAAAAGAUAACUGUCACUACAAAGCAAUCGGACAAUUCCAGUAGACUUCUUUCGAUAAUUCGAGAAGAACCAAUUGCAUCAAAUAACGAUAAAGAUUAUAUAUAUUUCGUAGAAAAAGAUCCCAAAGACGGCCACCUGGCUACUUUACCUCGAAACGCGAUUAAAUCCCGACUGAAUGCUAAGGAUUUAACUGAAUGGCUUAAUUUAGCGCGGAACAAAAGUAUGAGUGAAAGCAAUUUGACCACAGCUCCGGAUAUUCCCGAAAAUAACUUAAGAAAUUAUCUCAAUAUACCAGCGGCGCCUAGGAGACGUACGUCGCUUCCUCACGAUAUUUACGAAAAACAAAUGCUGUAUAUACAAGAAAAAGAGAGAGAAAUUCAGGGACAAUUAGAGGCGUUGGAGGAAGAAAAAAGGAAAUUAAACUCCGAGAUGAUUUCCUCUAAAGAGUUUCAUGUCGAAGAUUACAAUUUUUCGCGUAAAGGCGAUUACGCAGAAUCCAAAAAACGACCAACAUCGAUGCCUUUAAUACCGACGGAAUAUUUCCGUCAACAAAUGUUUGAAGAAUAUAUGGAUAAAUUCGCCGAAAGGGAGGAUAGAAAACAGCACAAAAUAAUCAAAGUCACUUCUUCCAAAGAUAUUAAUGAAGAAAAAAAAACAACGCCGAAAAAAGAAAUUAUACACCCGAUUCAAAUAGAAGACGAAUUUAUGAAUAAAGUUAAACAAAAACAACAAGAAGGAAAAUUGGAAAAAGUGAAAAGUUUAGAUAAAGAAAAAGAGAUUGUAGAACAAGAGCAAAACGAACCGCCGGUACUAAUUAUGGACGGUGAAAAACUGAAGGAGGCCAAGGCAUUACCGAAACAUUUACAAGAGUUCGUUGGACCUGACGGUAUCUGGUCGCCGGGGCAAAAAAUAGAUUUCUCUCCAAUUAAAGAAUCAAAUCACAAAGAAUACGACAGACAGGAUGAAUCUAUUCCACCGGUUUGGACUCCGAAGAGUGCUAAUUCUAGUCCAGUUGCCGAACGAAAAGAGUUUCGCCCAAUUAGUUUCCAGUCUCCUGUGCUAAAUAGAAGAAACAGAACUUCAUCAGAGAGCCUAGGAUCGAAGUCACAAGCUCAGGUACCACCUUGGAAUAACUUGGAUUAUAACAGCGACACAGGAUCGGCGUCUUCAAUUUUAGAUCGAAAAUUAACCACCAGCUAUUCCACUCCCGCGACCGGAUUUAGCGACUUUUCUGGUACCACUCGUCUCCCUAAAGCACAAAAUCCUACUAUAACUUUACUUCAGAAAGCUAGAGAAGGCCAGCUACCCAAAGGGGCUCAUUAUAUUGAUCAAGAACAAAGACAAUUUCAGCUUAGACCGAAAAGUGAUAGGCCACCCGUAGCUGGACCCAGUGAAAUAUUAUACCAAAUUAAAAACGAACAUACGAGCGAAUCCGAUACCGAAAAACCUCGUAAAAUGACGGAUGUAGGAUCUAGGAAAUUCCAAGGAAUUGGACCUGUCAGUAGAGACGGCAUGCCCUUGGUUCUUAGAUCUGAGGUGAAAGAUCAAAAUCAAUCGAAAUGGUACAAACGGAUGUACGAUACCAUUCACAAACAAAAACCCCAUAAUGACGAAUAUGUUACAAUUCGAUAUAAACAAAAAAGAGCACAAUACCCUUAUACUUCUGGUUACCUUUCCGAGCCGGAGCCAGGAGCAUACGACAGCGACUUCGCAGACUACAAAUAUCAAACACUUGAUAGAAGACGACCUCCACCACAAGAUAAAUCUGCAAACUACAUAUCCUCAACAAUGCCAAGGCCAACUGUAAAUAGAUCGAUUUCCUCCGACAUUGUUAGAAAUACAAGUUCAGAUUAUAAAAAUCUGCCGGGUAAGAUAGAAAACUAUACUCCAGGGCAUUCCUCUAUAUCAGAUAAAGAAGCAAAACAGUGGUGGGACGAGGUCAUGGACAUAUUUGACGGGUGGCUAGACGAUAACACGGCUCUUCCCAGUUAUGAAGUCAUGUUCGCAAGGGCGCUGUCGAGAUCUCAUUUAGAACAACAGUCAAGAAUCCAGUCUCAUCCGAGGAGCUUCAUUAAUCAAGCCCUUAAAGAAUCUGGAUAUGAAAGUGACUCGACGUUGGUAUUUAAAAGAAGAGAAGAAGCGAUGCAGCAACUUAAUCCUAACCAACAAAAAGAAGCCUACAAGGUGAUUCAAAAAGGCGGCGAUGUUCCUUUGCAAGGUCUUCGUAAACCUGCUCCUGAACGACCAAAAGACCCAGAACCUCCCGUUCCGCCACCCAAAGGAGUAUCCUCAAGAAGUCUGGCACCAGAAUCGCCAAGGAAAUAUGUGGAAAACGAAGUAACGAUCCAUUACAAGACGCCCGUUCGUCAAGAAAUCAAAGAAUACGUAAGCGAAGACGAGCUGGCGCAUCGACAAGCAGAGGCCAUGAAGAAAAUCUAUCAAGAAGAGAGGCGGAAGAAAUAUCUGCAGGUUAGCAAGUCACUUCAAGAACUUCAAGACAUGAAUUCCAGACGACACACAGACAAUUUUAUUCCCUCCCAAAAAUCUCCAAUAUCCCUAAAUAGAUACGACGACUUCGACGAUCUUAGCCCUUCGUUGAAACAAAGACCUCGAUCUCCAGAUCCUCGUAUUUGCGCUAGAGCCCUUUACAAUUUCGUCGGUCAGUCGUCUAGAGAACUAACUUUCCGAAAAGGUGACGUCAUUUAUCUCAGAAGACAAAUCGACAAGAAUUGGUAUGAAGGUGAACUGAACGCCAUGGUUGGACUUUUUCCAGCUAAUUAUGUAGAAAUUAUACCAUUUGAAGGUUUAAAGGCGAAAUCUACUCUUCGAAAGGCACACGAAGGACAAGCCCGAGCUAAAUAUAAUUUCGUCGCUCAAACCCACUUGGAACUGUCACUUGCAAAAGGUGAACUGGUAGUGAUAACGAGAAAAAUAGAUGAUAAUUGGUUUGAAGGUAAAAUUGGUGGAAGGAAAGGUAUCUUCCCUGCUAACUACGUUGAGGUUCUGAUCGACCCUCAAACGCCACCUCCUUCCAAUACGAAACCAGUAGCGUCUCCAGCGGCCCAUUCUCUUCUACAUAAUGGUUCUUUAGGCGGUAAGGAAUCGAUGGGUUCUCACAGCUAUACUCCUUCGUUAUCGGGAACACAAUUAAGCUCUAGCUAUCACGCUAAACCGGUUCAAGUUCUUAGCAACAGUUCGUAUGGAAAUUUGAAUACCAACAAAAAUUCCUUACUCAGUCAAGCGCUCCAUAUAGAAACUCCAAGUGAACCAACACCAUAUCGAGCUUUAUAUAAGUACAAACCUCAAAACGAUGACGAAUUAGAACUGAAUGAAGGAGAUACGGUUUACGUUUUAGAAAAAUGCGACGACGGUUGGUACGUCGGUUCUAGUGAAAGAACAGGAGCUUUUGGUACCUUCCCAGGAAACUACGUAGAAAAAAUAUAGCAGAAGAAACCUUUAAUCUAUCUCGUGUAAAUGUAAUAAGCUACCAUAUGUGGUGCCUCAAUUAUCAAUCAUUUGAUUAAAAUAAUUAUGAUUGUUCUCAAUUAAUCUUUUAGUUAAGAACAGUUUCAAAACAUAGAAUUGAAUUUUCAGUACAUCACAUAUAAAUAACAUUCUUUUGAAUUUAUUUCGUUCAUAUGAACGAAAUUUUCUUCCAUUUUGUUUUCCAGUACAAUCAUAUCACUUUAAUCAAAGUUAUAACACUAUUGACGUAAUGUGUGUAUCAACUGCCAAAUUUUUCAUAAAAAAUCCAACACGUUAUAAUUUACACCAUCAUAUUCAAAGAAUCUUCAAAUUACGAAAAAUUACCAAAAUUUCCACAGCAAAAAGACAUAAUUUAACCCUCUGGAAAAUAUAUCUGAACGCCUAUGUUAUUAUUUCGACCGUCUUCCCUAAAAUGACGUUUGGCGACAAUAACAUAGACAUAGUAAUGACAUAGACAUACGUUAUUCGUGCACUUUCUGUAUUGAAAAGGUGUGCCAAGAAAGUAACUACCUCUGUUCUACUGGUAAAAUGAGAUGAAAGAAUAGAUAAAUAGAAGUUAGAGAAAACAUCUAUAACAUUUGAUAGAAAUAACUAUACUGAAACCUUCUUUGUGUGUCAUUAUAAUUUUGGAACGCGACUUUUAUCGAUACCCAGUCUAGUUAUAUUAUGUCUAUGGUUAAUGACGAUCCGCUGAACUACUAUUGUGUGUCUUCAUUGUUUCUGUUUACUUAAAAUUUUCAAUUCACUAUUCAUAUUUACAGAGAAUUUGAACCUAGUUGUAAUUUUAAACUUUCAUAUUCAUCAAUAAGCUUGUACUGGAGCUCCUUUCAAUAUACUACAAGUAUAGUUUUAGAAAUUAUCAAAAAACAGUUGAAAUAUUUGAAAAAACAGUUAAAAAGCGAUGAAUCCAACUUUAUCCGAAGUUACUUUAGAGAGCUCUGGUAGAAUAAAACACUAAAAUGAAAUAAAAUGCACAUUAUACAUCGAGUAGUCAAUUGAUAUACGUUUUGUAUAGUUUUGCAACAAAUAAUACCUAGAAACAAUCAAAUCUCAUAAUUAUCAUAUUAUACAAUCUAAUUUUACCAAAGUACAAAAGCCUUUUAUGAUAUUAUUCCAUCGAAAACUAUUCCAAAACGAUAUUUAAGGAAAUAAGUGUAAAAAAACAGUAACACCUUAAACAUAACCUAGAAAAUCGAAACAUUUUAUCAUUUGUUAGAUGUACAAAACUUGAAAUACAUUUAUACACACAAAAAAUCCAUUUUUUUGUAUAUCCUUUAUUACCGUACUCUGUUGCAUACAAAUAUAUUAAUUUGAUUAUUGUCAUAGUCGUACAUUCAGUGGCUUAUCUACAAGGUGGGUCCAUAAGCACUACUUGAAAUAAUUUAGACAUUUAUUGUAAUCAUCCAGGUACAGAUCGUUUGCUAGUGUAUUGGGAUAGUUUUAUAAUCUAUUCUGAUACUUCACAAGCAACUUAUCAUUGUAAUUCGAAGUUCUUUGUGUAAUUUUUCGUUAUAAGGAACGUACCAAGGGGCAUGGCAGAGUUGUUUUAAUAAUUUUGAUUAGAAGCGCUGUUUUAUUUAUAUAUUUGUUUAUUCCUAAUAACUUCUACAUCUUAACAAGUAUGUCAAUUAGUGGUUCUUAAUGAAAGUAGAGGUGUAGAUUUUUUUUUUAAUUUUAUGAUGGAAUGAGUUUUAGUUGGAUUUGUGAGUAACUAAUACGUUGGAUUCUGUAAUGAUUUGAGCACAAUUUUUAAUAUUUCCGCCAAAGAAAAGCGUUACCUUUUCAGAGAAAAAAAUAUAAAAUUUUACGUAUAUCAUUAGAAUUUAAGUAAAAGUCAUAUUUUCUUGAUAUUAUCACAAUAAUAACUAAAAAUUACUAACUUAGUUUUUAGGUAACUAACAGUUUGGUUAACUAAUAAAAAUCUUAGUUUUCAUAAAGAUGCAUUCUAGUCACUAGCCAAAAGGUAAUUUGUUAGCGUAGUAUAUACGAGGCGUCUCGAAAAGAGCUUAAAUUUUAUAAUAUUUUACCCUGCACCAAAAAGCGCUUAUGAGUCUUACUUGUCCAGUGAAUGACUGGAAAAAGUGUAUUUAUCUUAUAUUAUAAUUUAUAACCACUUUCGGUCCUUAACAACCACCCCUUAUAAUAAUUAUUAUUAAAAAAUAAUUAUCAUGUUAUUAAACAAUUAUUUAAAUGAUUAAAUAAUAUCGAUUUGCAUCAAAAUUUGGAUUUAGGUUCUAUGUACUCUCUCUUUUAAAGUUAAGCUUAUGCCGGGGGUUGAUUUUUAUUUAUUAGGGGUGAAAACUUCCCCCCAUUCGAAAAAAUUCAUAAAAUACUAAUUUUUAGCGUGUAAUUAUCUGUAAAUACCUCAAAUUAACGUCGUACAAAAAACUAUUCAUCAAUAUACAAAUAUGCAUGUUCUAGUUUCUACAAAAAUGUGCUUUUGGUUUUUCCCCAUAACUCGCUUAGUUUUUAAGCAAUCAAUUCUUAACAAAAAGCAUUUUGUAGGUGGUUUUUAGAGCUAUAAGGUCAUAUAAAUUAUUUUUUUUUUUAGAUUUUUGAAAAGGUUCAUGUUUAAAGGUACUCUGCGCAAACUCACGUAAACUUUAAACGGCCAUAUCUAAUUCAAUUUUGACCAUAUAAAAAAAAAUUAAACGCCAAAAUUUUCAGAAAAUAAAACUUUUUGUAGUAUACAAAAUUUUACGUACCAUUAACAGUUUUUGAGUUAUUUUGAAGAAAAUGCGAUUUUUCUCUAAAUUACGUAAAUGAUUUUCUCACUUCAAGCUCAAUUUUUCCCAAAAAUAAGUAUUUUAAUCUACUUAAACACUAAGAACAUAUUAGAAGGACAUAAAGAAAGUGAAUUGUAAAGUGGCAACGAUUUUUUUCCAACGAAAAAAUAGAAAUUAUUCUCUACAUAACUCGUUUAGUUUUGAUGCUAGGAACUUCUGUAAUAAAUAAAAAUAAAGGUUGUCAAAGUACUUUAAAAAAGUCUCAUAAGUUUUCCACGAAAAAUGCAUUGGUUUUUAGUUAUUUUGCAUAGAAACUUUUCAUUUUGGCGUUUGAAAAUGCCAAUCAACUUUUAACAAACAAUAAUUCCGUUUGUAUUGGGUCUGCAAAUAUCAUAAAUAAGCAUUUUUUUUAUAUAAACUAUAAUCUUAUUAUCUACAAAUUGUUCGAUUAAAUGUAUAUUUCGCCAAUUACUCGCGAACAAUCGUUCGGAAACGUGUUUUUCUCACCUGAAAAUUACUCGAAAAGUAUUGACUUGCAGAAAAAACUUCAUAGAAUAAGUUACUUAGAAUAAAUCAAUUUAUGGAUUUACGAACUUAUUUCCAAUGAAAAAUGUUUCACCAGCCCUCGGCACAGGGUAGAUUUUGAAAUAGAGGGUAAGUAGUGUGGGAUAAAUACACAAGAAAAUAGUCAUUUCUGGACAAUAUUUGAACAUUGUUCUUCCGUAAUUGUAGAUAUAGAUAUUAUAUAUAUGUAUACAUGAAAAAUUGAAUUAUUAUCUACUUAUAUAAAUGUGUGAAUAAUCUACCGAGAUGUCGGUCGAUUAAUUUUUUCCCCAAAUAAUAUAUAAUGUACCUUCUGUAGAUUGACCGUGUUUUCUAGUUUCUAACCCCCACCUGUAUAAGACUUAAAUUAUAGGAGUGCCUUUUGAAUACAAUACUGACUUUCAAAGUAGUAAUAUUUUUUGAGAUAAAGUGGCAACAAGGCUAGUAUUUGUAAAAGAUCAUGUAAAAUUGUAAAUUACGUUAUAGAUUCAGCUAUGUUGCCAUUUUUUCUGUUGUUAUUGUUUACUCUCUAAUUUAUAUUUACAACGUUAGAUGAAAAUUAUAUUUUUUCGCUUUGUCAAAGAGCAUUAUACUUCACCUAUGUUUAUUUGUAACAUUUUGUUUUACAAUAAAAUAUUUAACUCUAAAA
This is a messenger RNA of Diorhabda sublineata, 11319 nucleotides long. RefSeq lists its product as uncharacterized. Gene Ontology annotation, molecular function: protein binding. Lineage: Eukaryota; Metazoa; Arthropoda; Insecta; Coleoptera; Chrysomelidae. The coding region runs from base 667 to 7359 and encodes 2230 amino acids. The record is from RefSeq and is a predicted model, not a curated record. The transcript has 28 exons.